This is a messenger RNA of Kazachstania africana CBS 2517, 861 nucleotides long. RefSeq names its product aldo-keto reductase superfamily protein. Bases 1 to 861 code for a protein of 286 amino acids. The record is from RefSeq and is a predicted model, not a curated record. Gene Ontology annotation, molecular function: oxidoreductase activity. The transcript has a single exon. Lineage: Eukaryota; Fungi; Ascomycota; Saccharomycetes; Saccharomycetales; Saccharomycetaceae.
AUGAAACUUUCAAUACAAAAGACUUAUAAAUUAUCUUCAAAUUAUUAUAUUCCUACUGUAGCUUUGGGAACCUACGAUUUACCAAGUUCUGAAACGACAGAAAUUGUCGAAAAUGCAUUGGAUGUAGGUUAUAGACAUUUUGAUACUGCUGUACUUUAUGAUAACGAAGAAGAAGUCGCUCAAGGAAUUUCUAAUUGGUUAAUAAGACAUCCAGAGACUAAAAGGGAUGAAAUUUUUUAUACUACAAAAUUGUGGAAUUCACAAUUUGGUUAUCAGAAUGCAAAGAGAGCAAUAAGAGAAUGCGUCGAUAAAGUUCAAGAUUUAAAAUAUAUCGAUUUAUUACUGAUGCAUUCUCCCAUCGGUGGUCCACAGAUUAGAGAAGAAACCUGGAGGGCUAUGCAAGAGGCGGUGGAUGAAGGAAUCGUUAAAUCUAUUGGUGUCUCUAAUUUCGGUAUUAAACAUUUAAAGGAAUUGUUUCAAUGGGAUGGGUUAAAAUAUCGUCCCGUGGUAAAUCAAAUUGAAAUCUCUCCUUGGCUCAUGAGACAGGAAUUAGCUGAUUUUUGUAAAAUGGAAGGUCUUGUUGUAGAAGCAUACGCUCCUUUGACUCACGGUUACAAAAUAAAUCAUCCAGAUUUGAUUAAAAUUUCAAACGAACUGAAUAAUACGAAGAAUACGGGUCAGAUUCUAAUCAGAUGGUCCUUACAACAUGGAUACGUACCAUUACCGAAGACCAAGACUAUUGGAAGGUUGGAAAGUAACCUUGAUGUCUACGAUUUUGAGUUGACAGAAGAUCAAAUGAAAUUCCUUGAUCAUCCAGAAGCUUAUGAACCAACAGAUUGGGAAUGUACUAAUGCUCCAUGA